Messenger RNA from Calypte anna (Anna's hummingbird), 5044 nucleotides. It is a transcript of the gene KCNT2, whose product is annotated as potassium sodium-activated channel subfamily T member 2. Bases 295 to 3819 code for a protein of 1174 amino acids. Gene Ontology annotation, biological process: potassium ion transport. The transcript has 30 exons. Lineage: Eukaryota; Metazoa; Chordata; Aves; Apodiformes; Trochilidae. The record is from RefSeq and is a predicted model, not a curated record. Gene Ontology annotation, cellular component: membrane. Gene Ontology annotation, molecular function: intracellular sodium-activated potassium channel activity.
GAGCGAGCUGCUCGGCCCCGCUCCCCUCAGCCGCCGGGAGACGGACGGACGGACAGAUAGGCAGGCAGGGAGCUCGCUGCUGCUGCUGCCGCCGCCGCCGCGCCCCGGUUGCCUUUGUGUGCACGGCCCCCGCACCCGCCCGGCGGCAACCUGCUCAGCGCCGCUCCCCGGCCCCUCCGGGCUUUUCCCCGCACCUGCUUGGGCGGGCAGGGCGUGAGUGUCCCUCCGCAGGGGCGCGGCGGGGCGUAUUCCGUUCCCCUCCCUCCCUCUUUCCCUCCCUCCCAGCGGGCCAGGAUGGUGGAUCUGGACAGCGAAGUGCCUCCGCUCCCCCCGCGGUACCGGUUUCGCGACUUGCUGCUGGGCGACCAGGGCUGGCAAAGCGACGACAGGGUGCAAGUUGAAUUCUAUAUGAAUGAAAAUACAUUUAAGGAGAGACUAAAGCUCUUCUUCAUCAAAAACCAAAGAUCAAGUCUGAGAAUACGAUUAUUCAAUUUUUCUCUCAAACUACUAAGCUGUUUCUUAUACAUAGUUCGUGUGCUCCUGGAUGAUCCUACACAAGGACUCGGAUGUAAGGACUUCAAUCGGAGUUGUUCCAAUCAAAACUACACACCUGGAACAAUUGAUUGGUCUCCUAUUAUUUGGGUGAAUCGAAGCUUGCCUUUGUGGGGAUUACAGGUUUCUGUGGCUUUAAUAAGUCUCUUUGAAACUCUGCUGCUAAGUUAUCUAAGUUACAAGGGAAAUAUCUGGGAACAAAUUCUGAGAAUACCCUUCCUACUGGAAAUAAUUAAUGCUGUCCCUUUCAUCAUUACGAUUUUCUGGCCAGUCCUAAGAAACCUGUUUAUUCCUGUAUUUUUAAAUUGUUGGCUGGCAAAGCAUGCUUUAGAGAAUAUGAUUAAUGAUCUUCACAGAGCCAUCCAACGCACGCAGUCUGCAAUGUUUAACCAAGUCCUCAUUUUAAUAUCUACCUUACUAUGUCUUAUCUUCACCUGUAUUUGUGGAAUUCAGCAUCUGGAACGAGCAGGAAACAGGUUGACUCUCUUUGACUCCCUUUAUUUCUGCAUAGUGACAUUUUCCACUGUGGGCUUUGGGGAUGUUACACCAAAGAUAUGGCCUUCAAAGCUGCUUGUUGUCAUUAUGAUCUGUGUUGCUCUUGUGGUGUUGCCCAUACAGUUUGAACAGCUGGCAUAUUUGUGGAUGGAGAGACAAAAGUCUGGUGGUAACUACAGUCGACACAGAGCUCAGACAGAAAAACAUGUUGUAUUGUGUGUUAGCUCUCUGAAGAUUGACUUACUUAUGGAUUUCUUAAAUGAAUUCUAUGCUCACCCCAGAUUGCAGGACUAUUAUGUUGUUAUUUUGUGUCCUACUGAGAUGGAUGCUCAGGUCCGAAGGGUAUUACAGAUCCCAAUGUGGUCUCAAAGAGUUAUCUAUCUGCAAGGCUCAGCACUGAAAGAUCAAGACCUGUUGAGAGCUAAAAUGGAUGAUGCUGAGGCUUGUUUCAUCCUGAGCAGUCGCUGUGAAGUGGACCGGACAGCAGCUGAUCACCAAACCAUUUUAAGAGCAUGGGCAGUCAAAGACUUUGCUCCAAAUUGUCCUUUGUACGUCCAAAUACUGAAACCUGAGAAUAAAUUCCACAUCAAGUUUGCAGAUCAUGUUGUGUGUGAAGAGGAAUUCAAAUAUGCUAUGCUAGCUCUAAAUUGUAUUUGCCCAGCUACCUCUACAUUAAUCACACUGCUGGUUCAUACAUCUAGGGGACAAACAGCCCCAUGGGAAGCUUUUAGACAACUGACUGGAACCAAGCAGACUUUAAACAGGGAGUGUCAGCAAUCACAAGAACAGUGGCAGAAAAUGUAUGGCAGAUGCUCUGGUAAUGAAGUGUAUCACAUUAACCUGGAAGAAAGUGCUUUCUUUGCCGAGUAUGAGGGGAAAAGCUUCACAUAUGCUUCUUUCCAUGCACAUAAAAAGUUUGGAGUCUGUCUGAUUGGUGUUAGAAAGGAAGAUAACAAAAACAUUUUGCUGAAUCCAGGUCCUCGAUAUAUCAUGAGUUCUACAGAUAUAUGCUUUUAUAUAAAUAUCACCAAAGAAGAGAAUUCUGCUAUUAAGAAGCAAGAAAAGCAUAGAAAAAAACAUGAAUCAAAAUUAUCUUACCAUGGAACUUCUAGGCUACCUGUACACAGUAUAAUAGCCAGCAUGGGGACAGUGGCCAUCGAUUUGCAGGAUGCGGGAUGCCGGACACCCAGCGGCCCUACCCUGGCUCUGCCCCCCGAGGGAGGGAAGGAAGGCAGGAGGCCCAGUAUAGCUCCUGUUCUGGAGGUGGCAGACUCAUCCUCCCUUCAGACGUGCGACCUCCUGAGUGACCAGUCAGAAGAUGAAACUACCCCCUCAGAUGAUGAAGUCUCUGCAGGCUUAGAGUAUGCCAAAGGAUAUCCUCCUUACUCUCCAUAUAUUGGAAGCUCUCCCACAUUUUGUCAUCUUCUGCAUGAAAAAGUGCCCUUCUGUUGUCUAAGACUGGAUAAGGGGUGCCAACAUAACUUCUAUGAAGAUGCCAAAGCCUAUGGAUUCAAAAAUAAAUUAAUUAUAGUUGCAGCAGAAACUGCUGGAAAUGGCUUAUACAACUUCAUUGUUCCACUCAGAGCUUAUUACCGACCAAAGAAAGAACUAAACCCCAUUGUAUUGCUCCUGGAUAACCCGCCAGAUAUGCAUUUUCUGGAUGCAAUCUGUUGGUUUCCAAUGGUUUACUACAUGGUGGGCUCUAUCGACAACCUAGAUGACUUACUAAGAUGUGGAGUCACCUUUGCAGCUAAUAUGGUGGUGGUGGACAAAGAAAGUACAAUGAGUGCUGAGGAAGACUACAUGGCAGAUGCUAAGACCAUUGUAAAUGUUCAAACACUCUUUAGGUUGUUUUCAAGCCUAAGCAUUAUCACAGAGCUUACUCACCCAGCUAAUAUGAGGUUCAUGCAGUUCAGAGCCAAAGACUGCUAUUCUCUUGCUCUAUCCAAAUUAGAAAAGAAGGAGCGUGAGAAGGGAUCUAAUCUGGCAUUUAUGUUCCGACUCCCCUUUGCUGCUGGCAGGGUUUUCAGCAUCAGUAUGUUGGAUACACUGCUUUAUCAGUCAUUUGUGAAAGAUUAUAUGAUCUCUAUUACAAGACUUCUGCUGGGACUUGAUACCACACCAGGAUCUGGGUUUCUUUGUUCUAUGAAAAUCACAGAAGAGGAUCUAUGGAUCAGAACAUAUGCCAGGCUAUAUCAGAAACUUUGUUCUUCUACAGGAGACAUUCCAAUCGGAGUCUAUAGAACAGAAUCCCAAAAGCUUACAACAUCUGAGUCUCAAAUCUCUAUCAGUGUAGAAGACUGGGAAGACACUAAAGACACCAAAGAACAAAUCAGCUAUCGCAGUAACCACCGGAACUCAACGUCAAGCGACCGCUCGGAUCACCCCUUGUUACGGCGGAAAAGCAUGCAGUGGGCACGGCGCCUCAGCAGGAGGGCACCCCGACACUCUGGCAGAACAGCUGAGAAGAUAAACCAGCAGAGAAUGAACCUUUACAGGAGGUCUGAAAGGCAGGAGCUUGCUGAACUUGUGAAAAACAGAAUGAAGCACCUGGGCCUUUCUCCAGCAGGAUAUGAUGAAAUGAAUGAUCAUCAGAACACCCUUUCUUACAUCCUGAUCAAUCCUUCUCCAGAUACAAGAUUAGAGCUGAAUGAUAUAGUAUACUUGAUCCGACCUGAUCCACUGGCUUAUGUUCCAAAUACUGCACCUGGCCAAAAAGACAGCUUCUGCAAUACAGUGGGACAAGAUACCAGGGAAGAAACACAACUUUGAUAUGUAACUCAUCACAAAAUUAAUAGACAAUUUUAUACAUGCUGUUUCCACUAACAAUUUUGAAAGCUGAGUGAUACAUUUUGUUCAGAAGUAGAAAACAAAAUGACAAUGGAUAUAUGACCAAAUUUAGAAUAAUGGUGUCUAGAAGCUCUUAUUUAAGUCAUUUUCAGGCUUUGUGGCCUGUUCAGUAUGUUGGAUUUGGGCAGCUUAGCAGAAUUAUGACAGCUAUUACUAUAGCUAUUACAUGACAACUUCUUACCCAUACCAGUAAAGAGGAUCUGGUGUCCAUAGAGACACCAUAUAUGAUUUGUAGUAGAAAAUAUGUUAAUAACUAAAGGAGCCUACAAGGCUUUGCCUUUCAAGAAUCCAGCCUUUGAGAAAAUGCUCAGUGUCUGACUGUCAUCCAUUUCCGUAAGACCAGGCCAGUUUCAGCCACAUAGCAGCCUCCAGGUCUCAGGUGUUAGUUCUCUAAAUUUACACAAAAAAGUUUAAUUAAUCAGCCUCAUCUCACCAUAAAGGCUGAGGUUGAAGGCAGCAUAUCCACUGACAGAUUAGCUCAGAGGAGCCCACCUGGAGAAAGUCCCUAUCAUGUCACACAGGCAUCCACCCACAUUUGUAAAAACUGAGGAUGUACUAUCUGUGUGAAGCUGCAAACAGUGGUAGCACAGAUGAAGAAGAACCCCUUUAACCUUAGUAAGUAUGACAGUAGAAGCCUGGACAGAUGAUGAUACAAAAGUGAGAAGGUCCCUCUAGGGCAUGACCCAUAUCACAAGUCCUUCCCAUUUCCAUUAAUAUGCCAGAACUGCAACUCUACAAGGUGUGUACAUACCCAGUCAUUGAUAUUACCCAAAUUGGAUACAUUUUCAUAUGAAAUGAUGGAUCACAUUGAAAAUUAAAGAAUUGUAUGGCCCAUUCCAUCAAAUGAACGUAACGCCACAUUACAUGACAAGACAUCAUUGAUCUGAAGGCUUGGUUUUGGCAUAAAGUACACAAGAAAACAUCUGCUAGUGAAUUAAACAUCUGAAGUGCUGUGAAAUCUCUAGGCUGCCACAACUGAUCAGGCUUUUCAUAGAAUUAAGCAUGAAUGUACAUGGUCUUCCAAAAUCACAUUCUUGCUUUGCUGUCUGUCACAAAGGGUAAAGAACAUGCUUAAGGUAAAAACUGUACUUUUACAAAUACACAUAUAGAGCUCGUAUAAUAAAUUUGGCAGGUAUUCUGGAAUUGA